Messenger RNA from Daldinia loculata, 2199 nucleotides. RefSeq names its product Six-hairpin glycosidase-like protein. NCBI's taxonomy places the organism in Eukaryota, Fungi, Ascomycota, Sordariomycetes, Xylariales, Hypoxylaceae. The coding region runs from base 1 to 2199 and encodes 732 amino acids. Gene Ontology annotation, biological process: carbohydrate metabolic process. The record is from RefSeq and is a predicted model, not a curated record. The transcript has 6 exons.
AUGGCAUCCCUCCUGCUGCUUUCUCUGCUGUCGACGUUGGCCUUCGCAGCAAUCGAUAGGCAUGCCGUAGUCUCUCGAUUCAAUGUCGUUCGCUCAAAACUUCCAGAAGUGAUAACCAACCAGACGACUCCUCUUCAGGUCGGAAAUGGAGAUUUCGCUUUCAAUGUGGACAACACGGGCAUGCAGACAUUCAUACCCUUCAACACGCUGUCAAGUUGGGGUUGGCACGAUGACUCCUUACCGACAAACGGCGAAAAACUCAGUGAUUAUCACGGCGUCGAAGUGUUGACACACGGAAGAAACAUUUCAUAUGACCUUGAAGAUCCUAAUCUACCAGAAGUAUCCAAGUGGCUCACCGCGAACCCCAAUCGCAUCAACCUAGGCCGCAUCGGCCUUAAGUACAAGGGUAGUACUCUCGCGCAGUCGCUGAUCACGGAGCCGCGACAAGAAUUAGACGUAUGGAACGGCGUUAUUACGUCGACGUUUAAAGUUGAUGGGAAAGACGUCAAGGUGGUGACCCAGGGAGAUUUCGAUUCCGAUGCAGUCGUCUUCCAGAUCGACUCGGAGCUCGUUUCAACCGGGGACUUACAAGUCGAGUUUGAUUUUCCUUAUCCUCCAAAGCACAAUGUGUCAGGUUCGUCAGACUUCGAAAUAUUCAUGGGCUCCUAUGAUUUUCCCUUGAAUCACACGACGUCCAUUGUGACGGCACCCAACGGACCUAAGAAUGGCAUUGCACACAUAUAUCACGAGAUGCAGGAGACGACUUAUUACGUCAACCUCCGGUGGCCUUGCAGAUCACCAUUGUCGUUGACGCGGAACGAGCCCCAGGGCUCUGGCGCGGUGACGGCGCAUCGGUACACGCUUUCACCAGCGGCUUCUUCCCGAUAUGAGCAUCCGCCGGCUUCAAUAUCAUUCACUGCCCAUUUCUCUCUUGACCUUGAACUGCCUGCUUCGCCGUCGGUCAUUCGGAGGCGUAACCCCACCGCCUGGAAUCGGUACUGGAAUGAAGGAGGCUUCGUCGAUCUCACUGAGUCGUCUAACCCCAACGCUACCGAGCUUCAACGGCGUAUUAUCAUGACGCAGUACUACAUGAGGGUAAACAGCGCGGCUACCGGCCAAAUCCCCCAGGAGAGUGGCCUCGUCUAUAACGGGUGGUGGGGGAAAUUCCACCUCGAGAUGGUUGUUUGGCACUGUGCACACUGGGCCACAUGGGGUAGACAACAGUACUUCGACAAGAUAUUGCCCGCGAUGUAUGAGACGUUGAUGCCUACGUCAAAAGCGAGGACUCAGCGUAUGGGCUGGGAUGGCGCUCGAUGGCCGAAGAUGACGGAACUCGGAACCGGAGGCAUCGCUCCGGGAGAGACCCGAGCGUAUCUGAUGUGGCAGCAACCCCAUCCCAUGUACUUGGCAAACCUUGCCUAUCAGGCCAAGCCGACGCGACAGACAUUAAAGGAAUGGGACCGCGUUGUCACGGCGACUGCUGACUACAUGGCGUCUUUUGCUUGGUAUAAUGAAACCGCCGGACACUACGAUCUUGGGCCGCCAUCAAAGGGUGUAACUGAGAACUCCUUCCCGCUUGAGACCCGUAAUCUAGCUUAUGAAAUUGCCUAUUGGCGCUGGGGUUUAGAUGCGGCAGCAGGCUGGAGGAGGAAGCUGGGCCAACCUGUUCCUAAGAAAUGGAGCACCGUCGCAGAUAACCUAGCUCCUCCGCCUCAGAUCGACGGGAUGUAUAUCCCCUGGGAGGGUUCGGGGCUGAACAGCUCGUGGUGGGAAGACCCGAAGCUCAGCAAAGACCCGCGUAGCGUUAUCAUGCUUCAGGGCAUCCUUCCGGAUACACCGGCGGUCGAUUCAGAAGUUGGCCUCAAGACCUCUAAUAAAAUGUGGGAGGUCUGGACCGACGAGAAUAUCCGAGGAUGGGGACGGUCCGUUCUCGCCAUCAACUCUGCGCGAGUAGGGAAGCCUGAGCGCGCCAUCUACCAUAUGACGAACUAUGGUUACUGGCCGUUCGACGACGUAGGAAUGCCUACUCGAUCUGGUCCUAACCCGUCACCACCGCCUUAUUUCCCAGGAGGAGGUAGUUUCCUCUACGCGAUCGGAUAUAUGGUGGCAGGUUGGGAAGGCUCUGAAAGUGACGCCCCAGGGUUUCCCAAGGAUGGAACUUGGGUUGUUAAGCACGAGGGCUUGCUCAAAGCUCUUUAA